AUGCUCAUCAACCUGACAGUGGCCAUCAAGGAAACUCGUGCCUUUCAUGGAACACAGCCUGCCCACCCCACCGCUGCCCCUGAAGCUGUGGAAGUGACGGCCAUGGAUUCACAUCCGGUGCUGGUCGCCCCUCCACCGCCUCCCCUAGCACCUCCACCACCUCCGCCUCCACCUCCUCCUCCCCCGCCUCCACCUGCAUCCUCCUCUUCCUCCUCCUCGCCAUUUAGCCGGGCGGACAGUGCCCGUCGAAGCCGUCUGAGGAAGCUGAACUGGGAGCGUAUCCCCAAAGAGAAGGUGGAGGGGAGGAACAGUGUGUGGAGCGGGGCGGCCCCGGGCGAGGACGAGUUCCCCAUUGACCUCCAUUCUCUGGAUGAGCUGUUUGGUCAGAAGGACAGUAAGCCUCAGGACAGAACCAGCACCCUGAGACGCCGGUCUACUCUGCUGCGCAGCAGAUCCCCCCAGGACAGCUCAGAGGAGAUCUCCCUAUUGGACUCCAAACGCAGCAUGAACAUUGGAAUAUUUCUCCGCCAGUUCAAGAUGCCUGCUAAAGAGAUAGUUGAGGAUAUCAGGCAGGGUGCUGGGGACCGUUACGGAGCAGAGAAGCUCACAGAGCUCUGCAAAUUGCUGCCUGACAAUGAGGAGGAGUCUCGCCUGAGGAGGUUCAGUGGGGAGCGGAGCUGGCUGGGAGAGCCUGAUCUUUUCAUGCUGCUGUUGGUGGAAAUCCCCAGUUUUCGGCUUCGUCUGGAUGCCAUGAUCCUGCAACAGGAGUUUGACCCUGCUAUGACCUCUCUGUGUGUGGCAGCCAGAUGCCUGAGGGAGGCAGCUAGAGAACUGCUGAGCUGUCCUGAGUUACACUCCAUCCUUCGUUUGGUGCUGAAAGCUGGGAACUAUAUGAAUGCUGGUGGAUAUGCAGGGAAUGCUGCUGGUUUCCGAAUUUCGUCGCUUCUCAAACUGGCUGACACCAAAGCCAACAAGCCGGGCAUGAAUCUUCUGCAUUUUGUAGCUAUGGAAGCUGUGAAAAAGGACCAGAGUUUACUGUCAUUUCCCAGCCAACUAGGCCAUGUUGGCCCCGCCUCCAGGUUGUGUGAGGAAUCUGUUUUGGAGGAUUUAUCCAAGUUGAAAAGCAGAGUGGCUGCCCUCAAGGCAAACACCCAGACUGAAGCAGAGAUUCAGCAGCACACACAGCGAUUCCUGGAGUUGGCCGAGGAGCGUCUGAAGGAGGCAGAGGAUGAGGUGGAGGGAAUGAGGAUGUCGAGUCAGGCUCUGGUGGAGUUCUUCUGUGAGGACGACAGCACUUUCAAACUUGAGGAGGCAUGCAGGGUCUUCCAUUUGUUUUGCCACCGCUUCCAAAAAGCUAUCCAGGAGAAUGCAGAGCGGGAGCUGAAGGAGCAGAAACGUCUGGAGCGCCAGCGUGAGAUUGGGGAGAAGCGUCGCUCUUUGGCCAUUUGUACUGGGCUGGACCUGGGACUGACCCUUUCCAGAGAGCCUCACAGUCAGGAGAGCCAAGAUGAAUUGGAGAAACUCCUAGAGAAGAACCUCAGCUACACUUGGAGUCGUCGUAGCCUGAGAAGCUCUGACUCCCGCAGAUACUCGCACCACCUCCAUAACUCAUCCAUGCUAAAGAGCUUCCCUGUGCUUGGCAGCAGCCCAACGUCAACCAGCUAUCACUCAAACAGCUCUUCUGACCUUGAAAACACCGCUGUACUUUGCAGCUCUCCAGAGACUGACGGCACAUGUUCCCCCACUGACCAAGAACCUGUUCUGGGUAGAGGGAGCAGGGUUCAGCCCAGCCAAACAACCAGACGGGGCGUGGAAGCUCUUCAGGACUCGCACAUUGCUACAUUUAGUAAUUCUCAGCAUGGACAUAGCUUCACAGUCAAACAACAAGGUCCUGAGAGCAUUUCCUAUAUGCUGCAGGGCCAACCCAAGGAAACUGGACUUGAAAAAGAAGUUGAGAUUUCAAAUGAGCACAUGACUUCAAUGAACACCGAGUCUUCACCCAGUUCCUGUCCUAGCUCUGCUGCUAUAGAUACUGAUACACCUGCCCUAUGUGUUAAAUCCCAGACCUCUGCUCACAGACAUAGGUUUGGCCUGCCAGUAACAGACAAUAAUCGCUCUCUUCAGAGAAAAUCUAAUGGCUCUUCUGUCAAUGAGCCUGUACCUCAGUCUGUUCAUACGAAUGGAAUACUUUCUCACAGCGACACCAGGGCUGGGCUGUUGAGUUACCAGAGAUCUGAGAGCCAAUCACAAUCAUCUGUAAAAGCUCCAAAUAAAGCCCAGUCACAGCCACAGAUGAGAGAGACGCGUGCUGUGAUGCCUUUGCCUGAUGCUGGUCUAACAAAGCAGACAGAUACAGAAGUGGCAUCCACACCUGUGGAUGAGAACUGGAUGCCCUCCAGUCUACCAGAGUUCAGCCAGUCGCAGCCAGAGGAGUACUCUGACUUGCCAAGUCCAGAGAAGGAGAUUGCAAGGUCAUACUCCCGUGUGGGUGAAACACUGGAGUGCCACACUUUGGUGAAAGGCCUCCGGUCCUAUGAGGCCUUGUCACCCCCAACCUCUCCACUCCCACGACCUGCACCGAGCCUCUGCUCCAAGUGGAGGAAAGAGAGGGAGAUUGACCUUCGGGAGGGGGCAACUCCAGGGUCUCCUUCAUCAAAGGAGGAGAGUCAAACCAUGAAGAUCCCUGUGCGUAGUGGAAUAGGAUCCAAAAGGGGACUUGUGUCACGUGCAGGACCUUCCAACAGCACAGGCAUUCCCAGGGUCCGCUCCAAAACUGAGCCUUCAAAUGGUGGCCCAGCCCCUACAAACCCACCCACACCUAGUCGGCUAUCUACUCCUCGCAGCAUGUCAUUGCGCUCGUCUCCCAUCACUCGGCCUGCCAUCAUUCAGACAGAGGUGAAACGAAGCAAUAGCACCCGGGAGAGGACUGUAAGUGAGUCACAGACUCCAGGAAAGCCCACCCUGACCCACAGGACCUCAGACAGAUCCCUACCAGACAAGGUCUCGGGCAGCACCCAACAAGCCUUCGUCAGAGGGAGCCCUCUCCGUGUGUCAAAACGACUUGCCCCAAACUCUGAGACUCAGGUUUCUUCCCAGGCCCGCACUGCCCACAGCCCAUCCUCCGCCACAGCCAAGACGAUACGUACGGCUGUCAUAUCUGCAGCCCGAACUAAAACUGCCAAGACCACAAGCACAAGCACCUCGCCUGCUAGCUCUAAAAUCCCUACAGCAUCACGGAUACCUGGUCCCAAAAUGCCUCGAGCUACAGCCCAGCCACUGUGGAGGUGAUGGAAGUGAAUAAGUGAUAAAUCUUUCCAUGCCUUUUCUGUAUGUUGGUCUAAUAUAUGGGUAUUCAUGAAUGGUGUGAGUUAUCAGGUCUGAAUCUGCUCUCCUUCAACUGUAGUUCAUCUAAAUUUAACUUUUAGGAAAUGUGUAUGUAGUUCUGAGUGCAUAGGUUCUACAUAUGUGACACAGAGCUGCACUGGGAGCAUCUGUGAUACUUUAUCUCCCCACUAGAAAAGUAGAAUAGACUCUUUAAAUCCUACCUCUUUUUACAUUGGCUUGUGUCCAUUGCAGGCAAUAGGACACUACAAAAAGACCCAUGUUCAUAUGUAGAACAGUUUAACAUACGUUUCAUGUUAGUGAAAAGGAUUCCACCAAGUGAACACUAUGUGGCUUUGAAAGAUCUGUGAUUUGGGGAACUGGUCAAUCACUCUGGCAUAAAAAAAGGUGUUUUUUUUUUGUUUUUUUUAGGAAAUUAUCCAAAUGUUUUGAAAACUGUGACCCUUCUGUGAUCAUUGCAUUCUCACACUUGGCUGUCUUACAGUGUGAACUUAACUCGGUACACUAUUGAACUGUUCAUCCUCUAGUUGAGUGGCCUCAUGGCUCUGAUGCACUUUACAAACUGAAGAAGAGGCUGUGCAGGGAUGAUUACUGUCAUUUUGGUUUUAUAUCAAAAAUAUUCUAUAACUUUAUUGAAUAGCAUUGGUUGUUAUUCACUGCAUUAUGUGGCUUUGUAAAUAAGAGAAGAUGAAUAAAGA
Molecule: messenger RNA, 4040 nt
Organism: Seriola dumerili (greater amberjack)
Lineage: Eukaryota; Metazoa; Chordata; Actinopteri; Carangiformes; Carangidae
Gene: fhdc2
Product: FH2 domain-containing protein 1-like
Exons: 11
Coding region: 1-3288 (1095 amino acids)
Source: RefSeq, a predicted model, not a curated record